GGCGUGGACAGCACGGAGCAUUCGCUGCAGCGACCCAACAACGACAGUGCGAUCCACGAUGCCCGAAUGGCUGCAAUUGGUGGUCAUCUUAGCGCUAGCUUAUCAAAUCAAAGCAAUGCAUUGCGUCAUCGGUCAGGAGCCGGACCCGGCAUCUCACGGCAGAUACCGUUGGGUAAUCCCAGUCCUGGACCCCUGCAGGUGCACGGAGGUCCAGAUUGGAGGCAUGAAUACCCUAGCUCCCCAUAGGCCGUUUGAGGUUGUCUACUUUGACACUUUUCUACAGAGCAGUAAUCCAGUAGAGAUUCGAAAAUGGUUCAACUGUACAGAUCUGCCGGUCUCAUGUCGUUCCUACAUGGAGUUAGGUCGUUCGCACGGUGACGGAUUCUACAAGAUCAGUCCCCCGUGUGGAAGUCCUACCGAAGAGCCGCUUGAAGUAUGUAAGUAUGCGUCGGAGUUGUUCUCUAGCGCUGAUCAGUAA
This is a messenger RNA of Acanthaster planci (crown-of-thorns starfish), 478 nucleotides long. RefSeq lists its product as uncharacterized. NCBI's taxonomy places the organism in Eukaryota, Metazoa, Echinodermata, Asteroidea, Valvatida, Acanthasteridae. The record is from RefSeq and is a predicted model, not a curated record.